UUUAUCUCUUCUGCUCUAAUUCACCGACCAGAUAAGAGCACAGCUCAAUGUAUCCUUUCUCUCUCUGUCACUCGCUACCUCUCUCCACCACACACACUCACACACACACACUCACACGCGCGCGCGCGCCGCAGCCGCAUGCGUCCGUCCUCGCGCCAGCGGGUGGCCGCCUGGCUGCUCGCGCUGCCGUCGGGGAGCGGCGGGGAGGAGUGCGCGCGCCGCGGCCGCCUGGAGAUGAUCUCGUUCUGGCUGCUGUGCUGGAAGCUGUUGAGAGCCACAGCUGGUGUGAGGAGGACAACAGCUGAGCUAACUGACGGUAACCCCGACAACGGCAGCUCUGGCAACAGUCACCCUGUGGACGAUUCUUCCAAUCCUACACAGCCGACGGAUCCAGUUACCAUGGAGAUCAGCUCCUCACCACCACUAGCAGACCUGGAGAGAGACAACCUUUUCAACUUCCACAACCAGGAAGUGGAGGAACUCCAGUACCCAGAGUUCCACGGGUUGGAAGAAGAUGCAGAGGGAGAAGAUGGAAAAAGGGAAGGAGACGAGUGUGACUAUCUUGUUUUUGAGAUAGAAGAAAGAGGAGGUGAAAGUGAAGAGGGACAAGACGCAGCGAGAGGAGAAAAGGAGGGAGGAAGAGGAGAAAUUGAGGGAGAGGAUGAACUGAGAGGAGAGAUAGAAGGAGAAGAAGGGAGAGGAGAAACAGAGGGGGAAGUUGAAGAAAGUGGAGAAAUCGAAUUUGAAGACAAAGAUAGGGGAGAAGUCAAGGGAGACGAUGGAAGUAAGGUAGAAACCGAGAGCAAAGAUUGUGGGAGCAGAGAGAUAGAGGGAGAAGAUGAAGGAAGUGGAGAAGCAGAGGGAGCGGGAAAAGAAGAUGCUCUGUCGGAGCUUCUCUUCUUCUCCGACAGUCCACUGUGCCCCCCGUCCUCCUCCGAACACCCGACUGUCACCUCAGAGCAGCCAGCGGAGUCGGCCCUGUUGCAGGAUGCCUGGGUUCACGACCUGGGCGACAGGGAUGACCUCAGCGACGGUCACCUGAGCGACUGUCUCCAGGCAGAGUUGGCCGUCGUGUACUCGGACAGUGACGCCGGAGACGACCAGUGGGCGUCCUUCACGGCCACGGAGGUCAGCCAGCAGGAGCAAACGUGCGAUGGAGAGAGCAAGCAAGAGGAGAGAAGAGAGGGGGAAACAGAGGAGGAGAGGAGGGGAGGCAGGGAUGAUGAUGAUGGUGAUGAUCAGCAGCAGACGAUGAGGAGAGAGCUUUUCUUGCAGUCUCCUUCUGCCAGCUCCACAGCCAGCUCCUCGGACCCUGACAAGAGGGCUCCUGCGGAUUUCUGCGUGCACCAGGAGACGCUCAGUGCCAACGUCUCCACCGAGCAUGUCGACUUUCUGCUGGCCCGCCGGCAGUGGAAGAAGAUGGAGGAGGAUGUCAAAGGUCAGCCCAUCCCCAAACCGGGGCUCAGGGCUCAGGGGAGCUUCCAGGGCACCCACACGUCACUGUACCCCCCAACGCGCAGCCCCCGACUCAAACACAGGGAUAUCCAUCCACCAAUGCCCCGGGAGCCGCCGCUGUCCUCCACUCUGUCCCCCAGUUCAGAGGACUCGGGCCUGGAUGACCCGUCGUACCGCAGCCCCCUGGAGGAGCCCGAGAGCGCCGUGGAGAGAGAGAUACGACUGACUCUGGAGAGAGAAGAGAGGCACCGCAGGGAGAGGGGGAGGAUUGCACAGGGUCUGACUGUACCCAGACCAUCCAGCCUGCAGACAGGACGCUCUCCACCCCGACCUCCUGCCUGCCGCACCCCCACUCUGUCCGUCUCUCCUUCCCCUCCCUGCUCCUCUACCCUCCCCCGAUCCGUCUACCAUGAAAUGACCGCCAACAACGUCAUCAUCCUGGAGCCCGACUCCUCCAGCUCCGCCUCCAGGAGCCGCCUACUCUCCUCCGCAAUCGGGGGUCUCUCCGAUUGGCCGAUGAGCCUGGACGCGGUGCCCUCGGCCAACGUCAUCGUCGUGGAAACCUCCAACUUGAUCAUUCGCAGCGCCUCCGAGUUCUGCCUGAGCGCCGCCGUCGCCGCCGCCCCGGUCACGCUGGAGACGCAGGAGAGCACUUUCUCGUCCAAUCCGUUCUUCAAGCUGCGCUCGCUCAGCAGCCAGUCGCUUGUGGAACGGGAGAUCAGGAUGGUGAAGCAGAGGGAGGAGGAGUGGAGGAGGCAGAGGGAGGAGAUGUGGAGGAGGAGGAGAGAGGAGGAGUGGAGGAGAGGGAGGGAGAGGUACGAAACUGUGCUGGUGUCUCCAGGCCUGAAUGAUAACAUCAGCUUCAAUGUGCCAGAGGUUCCAGACAGAUGUGUCUCCUCCCCUUCAUCCCCGUCCAGAAUCCGCAAAAUGGAACGAUCCAGUUUGUCUUGUGACCAUAAGUUCCCCGCUUUCCUCUCUUCAGUGCCUCAACGACAGAACGCCAUGGCACAGAGAUGGGAGGCCUCCCUUUUAGCCAAUCAGAAGAAGGAGUGAGCAGGGCAGCGUUCGACACACCAUCGCUUAUUCCUCACUUUGCGCUUAACACUCACACAUUCCUGUCCUUCAGCGAUGUGCUGCAGUGAACUAUGAGUUCUGUUCACUGGUUUGACACAUUAAGAUUACUGUACUGACCGGGUCUGGGUUCACAUAUUUUAGUUGUUGAAAAAGUGAAAUAAUGAUUUUCUGCAUGCUGUCUAUGUAACAGUAUGACAAUGGAAGGUGAAAUGCUUUUCUUAUACAUAUAUUAAGAUCUUUCUGUGGCACAUUACUUGAGGGUGUAUCAAAAUAAUAACCGAGUAUAAAAUUGUAACCUUAAUAAUACCAGUUUUGACUUGGACCAAAGUUAUCUAUAGUGAUUUAUGCUGCGUUCCAUUAUACUUCGGAGCUCGGAACUCGGGUUUAUCGUUCCAGAAAAAUCUCGGAACUCGGAAUAACGACCUCCGAGGUAUAGUGGAACGCAGCAAAACUUUGGGAACUGGUAUCAAACACUUCUGCAUUCUCCUUUAAUAUUCACUGCACUUUCAUUUUCUAGAUGUGAAAAAUUGCACUGGUGCAACUAUUUAUUGAUACUGAUUGAUUUUUUAGUACUGUGACUGACUGUAAUACAGUGAUUUUCAAAGCUUUCCUGGGCAGUUAUACAUCAAUUUCUGACUUUUGAUUUAAUGCGUUCAUAAUUUAAAGUGAGACAUUUGAAAGCAUAUGUUUAUUUUAAAAUGCAUUGGAGAGAUUCCAGGGACAUGCUAAAAAUAAUAAGCAUGUUGUUCUUUUCAUAUGGCAAAAUGUAUUUUAAAGGUUCCAAUCCAGACUUUGAAAAUCACUGCCUUAGUAAAAAUUUUAUUAUGGACCAGAUUUCCUGCGCAGCCACCAAACAAUGAUCAUAGAAUAUAAUCUGGGUCACAUUGUACCAUAUAGACUUCAGUCACUCAAGGCAGCCGCAUUCACUUCUGAAGAUAUACAGUAGGGCUACAUCUGCUAACAAAAAGGUAAUUAUAGCACAUAAGAGUCUGUGUGUUCAGACUGAAUGCUCACUCACGAGCCCGAAACUGAGCAACUGAGGAGGCCACACACUCAUGCUGUGUUCCAUUGUACCUCGGAACUUGGAGCUCGGAAGUCAGGGUCAUCAUUCUGUCGUAAUCUUGGAAUUCAUGCUGCCUUCACAUGCUAGUUGGAAGAUCCACAUUCUCACGUGGGAAGUUGGAAUUACCAGAAUGUCAAGUUCAAGUACUUUUCUAUCGGAACGAAAUUGAAAAAAUGGCGAAAUGGCUUUUGUAAUAACUUUGCACCACGCUAGCAGACUAUAAACCAUUUGUUAUGGAUAGAACAAGUCGGCAACUCGUAUUUACCAUAAUUCCGUAAGCAUAUGAAGGGAGCAUUACACUCUGAAGGUCAGAGGACAUUCAUACGGAAGCUGAGAUGAAUGGCCGUGUUUUCAAUUUUUUUUUAUCUUGAGAUAAGAACUUAUAAUCUUGUUAUGACGAGUUAUUAUCUGAACGAGUUAUUAUCUCGUUAUAAUGACUUACCAUCUCGAGAUAACGAGUAACGAGUUAUAAUCUCGAAAUAACUAGUUGUUAUCUUGUUAUAACGAGUUAUUAUCUCAAGAUAACGACUUAUAAUCUCGUUAUGAUGAGUUAUCAUCUCAAGAUAGUUUUCUUGUGAUAGCAAGAUAAUAAUUCUUUAUAACAAUACAAUAACUCGUCAUCUUGAAAUACCGGCAAUUUAAAAAAAAACUUGCGAGCAACAUUCACCACCCUGACUUCCCAGUAUAAUGGAACGCAGCAUUCUUCUGAGGCUACUUCGUUGUUCUGCCAAAAGAGAGCGACGUGCUCCUAGUUUAAAACUAACAUAUGUUGCCAGCUAACUUGAAGCCGACGUUUGCAGUUUGGGCUGAAACUCUCCAGCCGACACACAAAAAUCCACAUUCAGUCUGAACACACCUUUAUAAUAAGGUCAAAUCUUUGUUUGAUUUUUGUGGAUGUCAUUACUACAUUUACAGCUCAAAUGUUUUUUUGUUUUAGGAGUAUUAAUGUGGUGCGUAUAGCAUAGCCCUGUCUUUCUCCAUAGACUCCGUCUAUCUGUGGCUCUGCUGCUAUGGCGACAAAAGCAACACUUCCGAAUGAAUCCGAUAUUCUAACCCUAAUGUCUAGUGAAGAUUUUUACAUAUUUUUAUGUCCUGUCUUGAUUCCUAAAAAACAGAUUUAUCGUCUUGUAUUUUUGCUGCAUAUAUUUAUGAAUUGAGCAGUGCUUAUAUAUAUAUAUAUCUAUCUAUAUAUAGAUAGAUAUAUAUAGAUAGAUAGAUAUAUAUCCUUGGAGCUUUUAUUUGUAAAAGUUUUUAAUAUAUUGCGUCAGAAGGACUAACUGAAAUUGGAAGUCUGCCAUGUAUUUUCAAUGAGACGAGGUUGGUGCGUGGUGUAUGCAUGUGUGUAAGAUUGUGUAUAAGAAGCUGGUCGGCUCCAGAACGAGCUCACUCCCUGGACAGUCAGCUCAGAAAUGGGAUGACUGCCAAGGUGAAGUCCCUGCUAGCGGCAGCGGUUUCCGCUGUCAUCACUAUGUCGUGAGAAGAGCCGCACACGGAGGCCUGUCCGAACAGACGGUCACGUGGGGAUCUACUCACUUAAUUUGGCUCACUCACAUUUUUUUUUUACACACAGAAUUGUUGCAUCUCAGGGCCGGAAUGAAACGAUGACUGUAUCGGCCUACACGUUCAGGUGGAUGAUUAUGAGUUGUGUUGGAGUUCGGCGUGUCGGUGUGUCACUGUCACUUUAAUAACCUGUACGAUGGCCCAUAUUAAGCACUACCGCUACGCUCAGUGUCGGCCCUGUGAUGUCAUCGGAGUCGGGGGUCUUGUGUUCACAUUCCAUACCUGGUUUGACUUCGGUUGUAGCUUUUGUGCACUUCAUGCUGUUUUACUAGUCUGGAGUAGUUCUAGUUUGGAGGAGAAAGUAUUUAGUCGUAAUGUUCUUUUACUUUUUCAGAUUUUCACUUGUCAGGUGUGUUGGUGUUCAUACCAACUCUGAACUCAUACAAACAGCUGACCUGACUAUUGCACCAUUUCCUCACUAGUGUCAUUUAUUCUGCUUCUCAAUAUUACUUUUGUUCAUUUGAGUUUCCAGUUAUUUAUUAUUGCCAAAUUAAAGGUCUCAAAGGUGAUGCCCUCUUCAAUAAAGCGUGUGACUCCUGAAAACUC
Molecule: messenger RNA, 5698 nt
Organism: Scophthalmus maximus (turbot)
Lineage: Eukaryota; Metazoa; Chordata; Actinopteri; Pleuronectiformes; Scophthalmidae
Exons: 7
Coding region: 139-2508 (789 amino acids)
Source: RefSeq, a predicted model, not a curated record